Messenger RNA from Ictalurus punctatus (channel catfish), 817 nucleotides. RefSeq names its product fatty acid-binding protein, brain. Gene Ontology annotation, molecular function: fatty acid binding. Gene Ontology annotation, biological process: fatty acid transport. The transcript has 4 exons. Lineage: Eukaryota; Metazoa; Chordata; Actinopteri; Siluriformes; Ictaluridae. Bases 157 to 552 code for a protein of 131 amino acids. Gene Ontology annotation, cellular component: nucleus; cytosol. The record is from RefSeq and is a predicted model, not a curated record.
GAAAGGUACAGUCUCCUCCCACUGCACACUGUAUAAAGAAUCAGGCACAACUGGAAAAAGAAAAAAAAAAGAAAAAAAAAGAAACAUUCAGAGGAUAGUUACAUACGUUCUGUGCCCCUUCGAGUAAAAAAUUUAAUAAAACAAUAUAUUACCAAAAUGGAUGCGUUCAUUGGAAGUUGGAAACUUGUCAAAUCUGAAAAUUUCACAGAAUACUUGACAGCACUUGGUGCUGGAGAGGAACAGAUCCGUGUUGCCCAAAUAAUUAAACCAACUAUCACUUUUUACAAAGAUUGGGACUAUAUAGUUGUUAAAACAGUGACCAGCAUUCAUACUGGAGAAAUCUGGUUCAGGCUGGGUGAAGAGUACUAUGAGAAAACCAAGGAUGGCAGACAUUGCAAGAAUGUUGUAACCCUGGAAGGAAGCAAACUUGUACAGGUGCAGAUGUGGGAUGAUAAAGAAACCACGUUUGUUCGUGAGAUCAGUGGUAAAAACAUGGUCAUGACACUGACCUUUGAGGACACUGUAGCCACCCUCACCUAUCAGGCGGUAUAAACGAUGGACCACUUAUCAGCCUAGAAGCAUGUUUUAAUGCGAAUAUCCACAUGUCCUAAAAAGAUGGUGUCCAAAUAUAGAGAUGAGAGGUAUUAUUAGUACAGUUCUAACUAAUUUCAUUCCAUCAGAAGACAAGCAUAAAAUAAAUCCCAAAUCAGAUCGUUACAAUGUGUGGUUGCGUCUAUGUAAUGACACAUGACUACAGUUCACUCUCUAUAGUUCACUGAUCCUUUCUGAAAUCAUUAUUAAACCACAAUCUAGUGUU